Triticum turgidum subsp. durum (durum wheat) is the source of this 732-nucleotide messenger RNA. The record is from the annotation of a GenBank genome assembly. Lineage: Eukaryota; Viridiplantae; Streptophyta; Magnoliopsida; Poales; Poaceae.
AUGGUUUCCGCCGACGCAGCUCGCAACGUCGUCGGUAUCAUCGGGAAUGUCAUCUCCUUCGGCCUCUUCCUCUCCCCUACGCCGGUUUUCUGGCGGAUCAUCAAGGCCAAGGACGUGGAGGAGUUUAAGCCGGACCCCUACCUGGCGACGCUGCUCAACUGCAUGCUCUGGGUCUUCUACGGCCUCCCCAUCGUCCACCCCAACAGCAUCCUCGUCGUCACCAUCAAUGGGAUCGGGCUCGUCAUCGAGGGAUCCUACCUCAUCAUCUUCUUCCUCUACUCCACCAACAACAAGCGGCUGAAGAUGAUAGGCGUGCUCGCCGCCGAGGCGGCGUUCAUGGUGGCCGUCGUGCUUGGCGUGCUCCUCGGUGCCCACACCCACGAGAAGCGCUCCAUGAUCGUCGGCAUCCUCUGCGUCAUCUUCGGAACCAUCAUGUACGCCUCCCCGCUCACCAUCAUGGGUAAGGUGAUCAAGACCAAGAGUGUGGAGUACAUGCCAUUCACCCUGUCGCUGGUUAACUUCCUCAACGGCUGCUGCUGGUUGGCCUACGCGCUCAUCAAGUUCGACCUCUACGUCACGAUCCCCAAUGGCCUCGGCGCUUUCUUCGGCCUCAUGCAGCUCAUCCUCUACGGCUGCUACUACAAGAGAACCCCCAAGGAGGAGAAGAGCGUCGAGCUGCCCACCAGCAACCCCGCCGGAGCCGGCAACGUCUCCGUCACCGUGGACAUAUAA